AAAAAGAAAAGUUGCAGAAAAUUUUGAAAAAAAAGGUGAGAAAGAAGAAAGAUGGGGAGCGAAGAGGAGAGCGCCGUGAAGGAGCCGUUGGACCUCAUUCGUCUCAGCCUCGAUGAGCGCAUCUACGUCAAGCUCCGCCACGACCGAGAGCUCCGCGGAAGGCUCCAUGCUUAUGAUCAGCAUUUGAACAUGAUUCUGGGUGAUGUUGAAGAGAUUGUUACGACAGUAGAGAUUAAUGAUGAAACAUAUGAGGAAAUUGUCAGGACCACAAGACGCACGGUGCCAUUCUUAUUUGUGAGAGGGGAUGGUGUCAUUUUGGUCUCACCUCCACUUAGAACAGCCUGAUAUCGAAGAUUUGCCACAGACUUUGAAGGCCUAAAACAAAAGGUUUCCAUGUGUAAUCAUGCAAUGAAACUGUUAUCUUUUGCUCCUCAAGAAAUUGGGUAGAACUUCUAGAUUUGUUAUGUAUUCUCUCUAAAGAAUGAUUGUUUCAACGUUUAUUCAUGUCAAAAAUUAAGGUAAAAAAAAUA
This is a messenger RNA of Salvia miltiorrhiza (redroot sage), 530 nucleotides long. Its product is annotated as sm-like protein LSM3A. Lineage: Eukaryota; Viridiplantae; Streptophyta; Magnoliopsida; Lamiales; Lamiaceae. Gene Ontology annotation, molecular function: RNA binding. The coding region runs from base 52 to 345 and encodes 97 amino acids. The transcript has 2 exons. Gene Ontology annotation, cellular component: U4/U6 x U5 tri-snRNP complex; P-body; catalytic step 2 spliceosome. The record is from RefSeq and is a predicted model, not a curated record. Gene Ontology annotation, biological process: P-body assembly; mRNA splicing, via spliceosome.